Messenger RNA from Photinus pyralis (common eastern firefly), 2181 nucleotides. RefSeq names its product hrp65 protein-like. Gene Ontology annotation, molecular function: RNA binding. The transcript has 6 exons. Gene Ontology annotation, biological process: regulation of DNA-templated transcription. The record is from RefSeq and is a predicted model, not a curated record. NCBI's taxonomy places the organism in Eukaryota, Metazoa, Arthropoda, Insecta, Coleoptera, Lampyridae. Gene Ontology annotation, cellular component: nucleus. Bases 121 to 1761 code for a protein of 546 amino acids.
CGACAGCGACCUCCAACAGUUCAUUCCUUCGUCGUAGAAAGUGUUGUAAUUUCAGUAAUUUAUCAGCCGCUUGUUGUAAAUUUAGUGUUAGGAUUGUAGUGUUUACAGAAAUUAUUUGCAAUGUCAACCGCAACUGCAGAGCCUUCCCCUGCCAAACAAGAAAAUUCAAACGAAAAUGGAAAUCAACCAGAACAACAAAACGAAGAUGCAAUCGUUGAGCAGCAUCAUCCGCACCACUAUGGCGGCGGCGGUGGCGGUGGCCAUGGCCAGGGCCAGGGCUUUCAAGGCGGUCGCCGAGGUGGUGGAAACCGAUUUAGCGGCGGCGGCGGUUUUCGUCGACAACCUAUGAAUGCAAAUGAAAACGAACGAAAUGAUUUCUUCGGUGGUGGCGGCGGCGGUGGAAGAAAACGCGGUGGACGUGGAGGCGGAAAUCUAAUGCAGGGUGGCGAAAGAGGCCCACGUGAUCGCAAUCCCGACGAUCGCCUGAAUGAUAGAGUGGCCCAAAUGUCUGGUCCCACUUUUGAUCUUGCGCCCUUAGACACAGCUGAAAAGAAGUUCUCUGGACGAGCUCGUUUGUAUAUUGGAAAUAUUGCAACCGAAUCUACCGAAGAAGAAAUACAUGAUCUUUUCAAGAAUUAUGGUGAAACAAACGAACUGUUUGUUAAUAAAGAGAAAAACUUCGGUUUUAUAAAAAUGGACUUCAACGUAAAUGCUGAAAAAGCAAAGCGAGAACUUGACGGUAGUUUGUUCAAAGGAAGAAUGCUUAAAAUUCGAUUUGCUCCAAAUGGUUCCUCUGUCAAAGUUCGGAAUCUGCCACCAUUUGUUUCCAAUGAGCUCUUGUAUUUUGCUUUUAGCGCCUUUGGAGAAAUUGAAAGAUGCAUUGUUAUCGUUGAUGACAGGGGUAAACCAACCGGUGAAGGUCUUGUUGAAUAUGUACGAAAAGGCAGCGCCACUUUAGCCAUAAGAAAAUGCUCCGAUGAUUGCUUCUUUUUGACGGCUUCACUUCGUCCCGUAAUUGUAGAACUAUACGAUGCAGUUGACGAAGCAGACGGCUGCCCCGAAAAAACCAUGCCGAAAAAGAACAUGGAAUACACAAAAGCUCGAGAAAUUGGGCCACGAUUUGCAAAUCCAAACAGCUUCGAACACGAAUACGGCAUGCGAUGGAAGCAAUUGCAUGAACUCUUCGCACAAAAAGAGCUGGCCCUGAAAAAGGAAUUGGACAUGGAAAAAGAGAAAUUGGAGGCUCAAAUGGAAUAUGCAAGGUACGAACACGAAACUGAAAUGCUGCGAGAGGAACUUCGAGCGCGCGAGAUGGGUCGAGAUCGCCAAAAGCGCGAAUGGGAAAUGAAAGAACGUCAAGCAGAAGAGACGAGACAAAGGACUGAAGAACAAAUGCGUCGGCAACAGGAAGAGAUGCAGACUCGUAUGUUACUCCAGGAGGAAGAAUUGCGUCGUCGGCAGCAGGAAAACAACCUUUUUAUGCAAGCACAUCAGUUAGAUGACAUGCUUGAUCAACAAGAACAAGCUUAUGAGCAACCAGAACGUGGAAUAUUUAACGCAAACAUGAAUGCUGAACAAGGUGGAAAUGCAACAAUGGAUCCGAAACAAUUCAUGAACCAAUUUGAUCGAAAUCAUCGUUUCGAGGGUCGUGAAAUGGGACAGCGUGGCGGAAAUGCAGGCGGUGGCAGGGGCCACUGGGUGAAAGAAAACCGUGGAGGUGGUAAUCGUGACGAUUUUCCCAAUAAAAGACGUCGCUUCUAAUCUGUGCAAAACUAGCCGUGUGCAUGGCUAAGAAAUAUAAUAUAAUUUAUUACAUUUGACACAACUAUACAUUUAGAUUAAUUAAGAAUGUCGAUUUUUAAUCCUUGUGUAGGUUUCAGUUUCAAAAGUUUCGUUAAUAUUCUUAAGGUACCAUACAUAAAAAAGUAGAGGUAACAGAUGACAAUGGAUUUAUGAAUGGUGCUUUUUACGUUUGACAGAUUGCAUUAAUUAUAUAUCAAGGAUAUAGUUUGGUAUUUCCUUACUGUUCGCAGUAUAAAGAAUUUCUACUAUAGUGUCGUCUUUAUUAUUUCUAGCGUAAUUCUUUAGGUAGUUUAGAAAGUUAAUGACACAUUGAAUUAUUUAAUCCCUCUUAACUGUAAUUAUUUUUAGUGAAUAUUUGUAUUAAAUGUCUGUAUGAUA